Molecule: messenger RNA, 3832 nt
Organism: Mustela lutreola (European mink)
Lineage: Eukaryota; Metazoa; Chordata; Mammalia; Carnivora; Mustelidae
Gene: ATP6V0A4
Product: ATPase H+ transporting V0 subunit a4
Exons: 29
Coding region: 998-3520 (840 amino acids)
Biological process (GO): proton transmembrane transport; vacuolar acidification
Cellular component (GO): vacuolar proton-transporting V-type ATPase, V0 domain; vacuolar proton-transporting V-type ATPase complex; plasma membrane
Molecular function (GO): proton-transporting ATPase activity, rotational mechanism; ATPase binding
Source: RefSeq, a predicted model, not a curated record
GGGAGAGGGAGGCGUCUGUCCGCACUAUCCCUGCAGAGGUGCGCCGAGGGCUGUGCGUCAUGUGUCCCGUGUGGACCGUGUCCUGCGGGAGCUUGAAAGCAGUGCUGUCAGAGGCAUCACCAUAGGCAUUUGGGACCCAACGAUGCCUAACAUGAUCCUACUCUUGAUCCCACUCAUGGUCCAGCAGCGAGACCAGCCAUAAAGAAAGAUGUGUGAUGCAGUAUGGCAGCCAGUUCCACUGUGGGAUAGCGCUACCUGUUGGAAAUGUUAGUGAGUUACUAGCACCAAAAAGUUUGUCCACAUGAAACUAAGAAGGAUCAGAGAGCUGAGUCAGACACUUUUGGGCCUUCUUCCCUCUGGCUGUGUUCUUCUGGCUGCUUCUGGAACUUUCCUUCACUCUCUGUCGUUUGUCUGGGCUACCCAUGGCCCGGAGAACCAGUUUCGGUCUGUGACUUGGCAAGUGAAGACAGAAAGGAGUGGAGUGUGAAGUAGCUCCGCUCUGGAGAAAGGAGACGCAGAGAGACGAGGCCAAGAUACGUGGAGGUGGAGGACAAGGAAGCUGGAGGGUUCCAUGAUGGAGGGUUUUCUCCUGAGGAGUGAGGCGGCCGCCUGCUGAGGAGAGGGAGUGAUUCCUGGGCCCUGGGACGUUUGAGGACAGCUGCCCCAUCCACAGAGGGGGAGACACAGCGACCCCCAGCUGGGCAGAAGAGCAGAAUGAGAGUCUUCCGUGCUAACCCUUCAGCUCUGCCUUGUCGCUCCUGAGUUCAGCCUUCAGAACUUGGCCUGGUGACAAGGAGUGGUUGGUGUGCUUCAUAGACACGCUGGAAGGUCGUCUCUAGGGCCCUUCGAAGGCCUCUAGAAACCUUUCCCAAAACUUCUGCUGGCUGCCGGGGCGGCAUGAGGGGGUUGGUCUGAGGAAGCACUGAGAGCGGCAGCCCUACUGCAGAUGCCUGCCUAGGACCUGCUGGGACAAAGCUGGGACCAAGGCUGUGUCAAGAUGGCGUCCGUGUUUCGCAGUGAGGAGAUGUGUUUGUCCCAGCUGUUUCUCCAGGUGGAGGCUGCCUAUUGCUGUGUGGCUGAGCUUGGGGAGCUCGGAUUGGUUCAGUUCAAAGAUUUGAAUGUGAAUGUGAACAGCUUCCAAAGGAAAUUUGUGAAUGAAGUGAGGAGGUGUGAGUCCCUGGAGAGAAUCCUCCGUUUUCUGGAAGAUGAGAUGCAAAAUGAGAUUGUGCCUCAAUUGCCUGAGAGGCCUCCACCGACCCCUCUUCCUCGGGAAAUGAUUACGCUGGAGACUCUUCUAGAAAAACUAGAAGGAGAAUUACAGGAAGCCAACCAGAACCAGCAGGCUUUGAAGAAAAGCUUCCUAGAACUGACUGAACUCAAACAUCUCCUGAAGAAAACCCAAGACUUCUUUGAGACGGAAACCAACCUCGCUGAUGAUUUCUUUACGGAAGACACUUCGGGUCUCCUGGAGUUAAGAGUGACGCCUGCCUACGUGUCAGGAAAGCUGGGGUUCACGGCUGGGGUGAUCAACAGGGAGCGGAUGGCUUCCUUUGAGAGGCUGCUGUGGCGAGUGUGCCGAGGGAACAUCUACCUGAAGUUCAGUGAGAUGGACACGACUCUGGAGGACCCCGUCACGAAAGAAGAAAUUAAAAAGAACAUAUUCAUCAUAUUUUAUCAAGGAGAGCAACUCAGGCAAAAGAUCAAGAAGAUCUGUGAAGGGUUUCGAGCCACCAUCUACCCCUGCCCAGAGCCCGCCGCAGAGCGCAGAGAGAUGCUGGCCGGCGUCAACGUGAAGCUGGAGGAUUUAAUCACUGUCAUCACACAAACAGAGUCUCACCGCCAGCGCCUCCUGCAAGAAGCAGCUGCCAACUGGCACUCCUGGGCCAUCAAAGUGCAGAAGAUGAAGGCCAUUUACCACAUCCUGAACAUGUGCAACAUUGACGUCACCCAGCAGUGCGCCAUCGCCGAGAUCUGGUUCCCGGUGGCAGACACUGGGCGCAUCAAGAGGGCGUUGGAGCAAGGCAUGGAACUAAGCGGCUCCUCCAUGGUCCCCAUCCUCACCGCAGUGCAAUCUAAAACAGCUCCUCCCACAUUUAACAGGACCAAUAAAUUCACGGCCGGCUUCCAGAAUAUCGUAGAUGCAUAUGGUGUGGGCAGUUACCGGGAAAUAAACCCAGCUCCCUAUACCAUCAUCACUUUCCCCUUCCUGUUUGCCGUGAUGUUUGGAGACUGUGGUCAUGGGAUCGUGAUGCUACUGGCAGCCCUUUGGAUGGUCCUGAAUGAGAGACACUUGCUCUCCCAGAAGACGAACAACGAGAUCUGGAACACCUUCUUCCAUGGACGCUAUCUGAUUCUCCUCAUGGGUAUCUUCUCCAUCUACACGGGCUUGAUUUACAAUGACUGCUUCUCCAAGUCUCUCAACAUCUUUGGCUCUUCUUGGAGUGUCCGGCCCAUGUUCAGAAACGGCACGUGGAACACACACGUAAUGGAAACAAAUCCGUAUUUACAGCUGGACCCAGCCAUUCCGGGAGUGUACUCUGGAAAUCCAUACCCAUUUGGGAUUGAUCCGAUUUGGAACUUGGCUUCAAACAAACUAACAUUCUUGAACUCUUACAAAAUGAAGAUGUCAGUUAUCCUGGGAAUUGUCCAGAUGGUUUUUGGUGUCAUUCUCAGCCUUUUCAAUCACAUAUACUUCCGAAGAACUCUCAACAUCAUUCUGCAGUUCGUUCCUGAGAUGAUUUUUAUCCUGUGUCUGUUCGGAUACUUGGUUUUCAUGAUCAUCUUCAAGUGGUGCCACUAUGACGUCAGCACGUCCCAGCGCGCCCCCAGCAUCCUCAUCCACUUCAUCAACAUGUUUCUGUUUAACUACAAUGACCCUUCCAAUGCUCCCCUGUACAAACAUCAGCAAGAAGUCCAGAGUUUCUUUGUUAUUAUGGCUUUGAUUUCUGUCCCAUGGAUGCUCCUGAUUAAGCCGUUUAUUCUUAGAGCCAAUCAUCGAAAAUCGCUGUUGCAGGCCUCCAUGAUCCAAGAAGAAGCCACAGAGGACACUGAAGGUGACCACUCCAGUCCUUCUGUGAGUGCUGGCCAGAGGGCUUCUGCAGGUGCCCACGGGGGUCAGGAUGACCACGAAGAAGAGUUCAAUUUCGGAGACAUCUUUGUGCAUCAAGCCAUCCACACGAUCGAAUAUUGCCUGGGCUGCAUUUCAAACACAGCCUCGUACCUCCGGCUCUGGGCCCUCAGCCUGGCUCAUGCACAACUGUCUGAGGUGCUCUGGACCAUGGUGAUGAACAUUGGCCUUCGCCUGCGAGGCUGGGGAGGACUCAUUGGGGUCUUCAUCAUUUUUGCCGUAUUUGCCAUGCUGACGGUUGCCAUCCUUCUGAUCAUGGAGGGCCUCUCUGCAUUCUUGCACGCCCUGCGACUGCACUGGGUGGAGUUCCAGAACAAGUUCUACGUCGGGGCUGGUUACAAGUUUUCUCCUUUCUCCUUUAAAUGCAUCCUGGAUGGUUCCGCCGAGGAGUAGCUCCAGGUCCGCGGGCGGGCGGCCGUGGCCUCUGGCUUCAGUCUCUGCUGCUGGGAGAGAAGUUCAACUUGUCUUCGCUGUUGGCUUGGCCCAGCAGGCCAAUGGGAUGAUUGUUCUGGGCUCGCUGGAGGCGGGAAGCCAUGAUCAUUUUAUUUCCAAGCCUUGGGAUCUAAUAUGACUUCAUCAUGUCAUAGAGGAGCCGAUCUCAUGUUGGGUGGUAAUUGUCAAAUCCUAAAACGGGGAGGGCUCCACUGAUGUUUUCUUGCAAUUCUGUAAAUAUGAUUCAUAAGGAAAUAAACUGCUGGGCCAUUC